AUGGAGACGAAGGCCAAGGCCCAAGGCAAAGACCCAUAUCAAGUGCUGAACGUCUCCUUCCUCUCCGGGCGCCGCAGCAUUCGCCAGGCAUAUGCGCGGCUUGCCCGUGAGCACCACCCGGACCUGAAUGGUGGGCAGGAGAGCCUGGACUGGCUGAUGAUUCGCCGCGCCUAUCGGAUCCUCACGGACCCCGAGGAGCGAGUCUCCUACGAUUCGGCCCGGAUCACGCGCAACGCCCUCAGUGCCACCGAGGGUGUGGUCGCCUUCUCCGUGGCGGCGGCGCAGCAGCUGGGCUCCGUCGUCUCCGACGUGGCCCAGGUUGCGGGCAACUUCGCCGGCAAGCUGCUUGGUUUGGGAGUCUUUCUCGCAGAGGAGUCGCAGGUUUGGGCUGAGCGCGGCAGCCAAAGCUUGGAGACGUUGAAGGCAAUGGUCGAUGAUGGCGGUACAGGCGAAAGCAAGAAAAGGAGCCUACAAGACUUCAAGCAGGCCUGGGCCGAGAAGCGAGCUCUGGCCACGAAAAGCUUAGAGGACCUCAGACAGGCCCGGAAAGAGCUCGAACAGGCCUUGGCGGAGGAGUCGGACUGA
Messenger RNA from Symbiodinium pilosum, 585 nucleotides. The record is from the annotation of a GenBank genome assembly. Lineage: Eukaryota; Dinophyceae; Suessiales; Symbiodiniaceae.